AUUAAAAUUUUUGGUACAAGUUUGAAAAUUUAUUACAUAUUACAAUUCAGUAGAUCUGCAUGCGCUCCAGCCUCACAAAUUGAUUACUAAUUGUAAUGGUCAGGGAUAUGGCCACACUGGUGGUGUAACUCCCCUUUUCCGCUCGGCCUAUGUAUCAUGCACGUGGUGCAUAAUGCAUCAUAACAUUAGUCAUUCCUUCAAGCACCGUGCUGUAGCCUAGAUGGCUAAGUAAAACGUAGGUAGUGAAAUUCGGCAAAUGUGUUAAUUUCGGCUAAUAUGAUUAUAAUUUCUGAUUAAAAGUGUUUUUCAUUCGACUAAUGUGUUUCAUUCGAAUAAUUCGCGAUUUCGUCGUAUUAUUACUUUGAUAGGUAUUGUGUUUUCAACCCGUGUGAUAACUUACUAUCCUACCUAUCACAUAAUUUUCACCUACAUAUACCUUUGAAAAGAAACAGUCACUGAGCAGAUCGCUUUGGAACGAAAAACGAUAUCUCUUUGUAGAACGUUUUUGUCACUCGGGUAGUUUUUUAUACAUUUCUAAUUGAUUCUUGUCGCAUUGGUCCGUUUAUUCCAAUAUGUCGUCAAGUCUUUGCGGUUCAUUUUGCAAAUCGAAUGGAUGUAAAACCAAAAUCCAUUAUGAUAUAGCAAGUUACGUUUGGACUAUUGAAGAUUUCGAUUUUCACGAGGCUAAAGGUGAAGCAUUAGUAUCGCCUGUGUUUUCAUCUGUCACGAAUAAUCAAGUUAAAUGGUACUUGAAACUAAAACCUAAUGGGGAAAUUGAAGUAAAGGAUUCUAUGACUGUUUUCCUGUGUAAACAAAGCAGUAUUGAAAGCAACAAAAAAAUAUUCGCGAAAAUCACUUUUUAUGUUUUGAAUAGUGAAGGCAAAGAAACAUUCAAUCAACCUAUGCGAAUUUUGGAAUUCGCUGAGCCUCAGAAGAAUAAUUGCGGCCUCGCAUUCAUGAAAAAAGAUACAAUAUACCAGUUGCUGUGGAACAAUACCAUGGCAAUUCGCUGUGAAGUGAAAUUCUCUGAUAUGAACGAUAUACUAGCUGAAGAUAAUCAUCAAUGGGACUGUAACAUUGAAGUGCCUGAAUGUAACCUCCCCGAAAAUUUGGCAUCGUUAUUUGAAAAUCAGGAGAUCACUGACGUCGUCCUAUCCGUGAAUGGCAAAGAUUUUCCUGCCCAUAAGGUUGUAUUAGCUGCCUGCAGUCCAGUUUUCCACGCCAUGUUCAAACACAAUACAAAAGAAAACCAGCUAAAUCGUAUAGAUAUUGAAGAUAUAAACCAAGUAGUUGUUGGUGAAAUGUUGAAAUACAUUUAUACUGGAAAAUGCCAAAAUUUAAACAAGUUCGCCGGUGAAUUACUGGCAGCAGCCGAUAAAUACGAUUUGUACCAAUUGAAAAUGACGUGCGCCAAGAUCCUGCUCGAAAGAUUGUCAGUUGAAAAUGCUGCGAGUGUAUUGGCGAUAGCAGAUAUGCACAGUGUCAAACAACUCAAAAACGAAGUGAUCAAAUUUAUCGUUUCGAAACCUACCGAAGUGUUGGCUACAGAAGGCUGGAAGAGUAUUCGAUCGAACUUCGAGUUAGUCGAUGAAGUACUGUGUUCGGCUUCAGCCCUGCCAGUGCCGGACCCAAGCACCUCGGUAAUAAGGAGGCAAUCUUGGUGGGCCGCGGCGAAUUCGGCCCGGUUGGUGCCAAUAUUGUUAUUUUUUUUAUUUUUUUUGAUUUUUUAAGCUAUGUAGUACCAUAUUAUUUUGUUUAAAAAAAUAUGUAUGUAGAUACGUAUAAUUAUUUGUACCAACCGGCCCUGAACUCGGCGAUGUAUGUCAAACUACUUACUGAAUUUAGUACCCUACUUUAUACUAAUUUUAUGUAAAUGUGGCAAUUUGAUGAAUU
Molecule: messenger RNA, 1893 nt
Organism: Planococcus citri (citrus mealybug)
Lineage: Eukaryota; Metazoa; Arthropoda; Insecta; Hemiptera; Pseudococcidae
Product: speckle-type POZ protein B-like
Exons: 1
Coding region: 573-1730 (385 amino acids)
Biological process (GO): proteasome-mediated ubiquitin-dependent protein catabolic process; regulation of proteolysis
Cellular component (GO): cytoplasm; nucleus
Molecular function (GO): ubiquitin protein ligase binding
Source: RefSeq, a predicted model, not a curated record